AUGGACGUCGACGGCGCAUCGCUCGUCCAGGUCGAGGACGGCGACGACAAGAAGACUGUUCUCGCAAUUCCUCUCGCCGCAUUGGUGCCUUUCGCGAACCCAUUGGCCGACGACAAGAGCCAGAAGAAAGUUCUCAAGAGCGUCAAGAAGGCUGCCAAAGCCAAAGCCCUCAAACGCGGCGUAAAAGAAUGCGUCAAAUCCAUCCGCAAAUCCCCACCAUCCACGCCCGCCAGCCUGGCCUCCUCCGCCCUUCCCAACGGCAUCGUAAUCCUCGCCGCCGACAUCUCACCCAUGGACGUCAUCAGCCACAUUCCAGUGCUAUGCGAGGACCACGGAAUCCCCUACAUCUACGUCCCUUCGCGCGCGGAAUUGGGCGCGGCGGGAAGCACGAAGAGGCCGACGAGUGUGGUCAUGUUGACGCCGGCAGUGGGAAAGAAGGGCGAGGGCGCGGAGGAGUGGGCGGAGGCGUAUAAGGAGCUUGCGAAGUUGGCGCAAAAGCUGGGCCAGCACGUGAAGGUCUGA
This is a messenger RNA of Zymoseptoria tritici IPO323, 522 nucleotides long. RefSeq lists its product as uncharacterized. The record is from RefSeq and is a predicted model, not a curated record. NCBI's taxonomy places the organism in Eukaryota, Fungi, Ascomycota, Dothideomycetes, Mycosphaerellales, Mycosphaerellaceae. Gene Ontology annotation, molecular function: box H/ACA snoRNA binding. Bases 1 to 522 code for a protein of 173 amino acids. Gene Ontology annotation, cellular component: nucleolus; box H/ACA snoRNP complex. The transcript is spliced from 2 exons. Gene Ontology annotation, biological process: snRNA pseudouridine synthesis; rRNA pseudouridine synthesis; ribosome biogenesis.